CAAUCAACAGGCUUCUUUUAUGAUAAAUUAAGUGUUUGUUCGGUUAACUCUUUGGUUGUUUAACUUUUCUAAUGCAGGAUGAGGUUGUGUGAAUACAGCUUGUGUUCAGGUCAAGUUUAGAUCUUAAAUAAUAAUAUAAACUUUAAAAAUAAUGAUUUAAUUAAGUUGUCUUCACAGAAAUGAACAACAUGCUGAUAGAUAUACCUACUUUAUAUGUUUUCUUACGUUGUCUUGCACCUCUUUAGAAGCAAAACCCUUUGUGAAACUUAAGCAACCCCUAACAGGGGUCCCGAACCCCAGGUUGAGAGCCACUGUAUUAAGGCAGAUUAAAGUUGGUGGAUACAACAAAAAGAUAAUUAAACACAUCUUCUUUUUUAAUUCUUGCAUGCAUCUGACAUCACAGACGUAACUUGGAGUUUCAGAGUAGAAUUUAAUCAUAAGGACAACGGUGUGUAAGACUCGCACACAGGUAAAGGUGAACCAGGUGGGUGGGAUGUCACAUGUGUCUUUAUGUUGAGUGGUGUCUGUGUGGGGGAUCAGAGCUGCAGCGAUGGCCCAGGUGAAGGUAGCAGGAGACGCAGUGAGGAGCCACCAGGUCUGUGCAGAGGUUUACUCUGAUAUGGCGACUGUCAGCUCCAGCGCAGAUAUAGGCGAGCCGGCGAGGAAGGGGUCACUGUGUGAGACCUCCAUGACUGUCGGCCUUGGCAGGCGCAGCAGAGCCUACCCCUCCCCGGCCAGGAGACGCCACCGCACCACCUUCAGCCACAAGCAGCUGGAGCAGCUGGAGGUGGCCUUUGGGCAAAACCAGUAUCCUGACAUCUACUACAGAGAGGAGCUGGCCCGCAUCACCAAGCUCAAUGAGGCUCGCAUACAGGUUUGGUUUCAGAACAGAAGAGCCAAGCAGCGGAAGCAGGAGCGGGCCUCGCAGAAAGCUCUCCCGGUGGGUGUGAUGCCAGGCCACAGGGCGCUGCUGGGGGGCAUGCACGUCCAGCAGUCCAUGGCUCGACAGUACUACACCCAGCCACUGGCUCACAUACCCCGCCUCUCCCCCAUGCUUCCCUCCGGUGCGUACUCCCGCCACCCGGGCCCGGUCAGCCAGUGCCCCUGCCCCAGCGUUCCGCCCCCGCCAGCAACCCAGCGGCAGCACGAAGACUGGUACAGCCCGCUGAGGAGCAACCUCGCCUCACCCAUGUUCUCCCUGGCCUCCAUGCAGCCUCUGGACGCUGCGUCUCACUGGAGCUAAGAAGCAACAGAAUCCAGUUUAAAGUCCAAUAAUACAUCAUUUUAAAUCUCUAUUCAGAUGCAGAAAACUGAGUGUUCCUUUUCAUCCACCACACUGUGAUUAAACACACAUUUAAGUGCAAAUUCUGGCCCCGAUGUUGACUAAACGUCACGUAAGUGUCACACACAGCGUGGGAACACUGAGUGCUGAUUUCUGUUAUGAAUUUGCUCUCAAAUGUUCACAGAAGCACCUCUUUCUGGUCCUCAGUCUUUGUGUAACCUCUCCAUUGGUAUCAUUUGUGCACAGAUUUUAUUUUGACACUCUGAACAGCCCUUUU
Molecule: messenger RNA, 1559 nt
Organism: Morone saxatilis (striped sea-bass)
Lineage: Eukaryota; Metazoa; Chordata; Actinopteri; Moronidae
Gene: prop1
Product: PROP paired-like homeobox 1
Exons: 3
Coding region: 551-1243 (230 amino acids)
Biological process (GO): pituitary gland development; regulation of DNA-templated transcription
Molecular function (GO): DNA-binding transcription factor activity, RNA polymerase II-specific; DNA binding
Source: RefSeq, a predicted model, not a curated record